Tyto alba (common barn owl) is the source of this 1068-nucleotide messenger RNA. RefSeq names its product stathmin 1 (gene STMN1). The record is from RefSeq and is a predicted model, not a curated record. Gene Ontology annotation, molecular function: tubulin binding. Bases 191 to 637 code for a protein of 148 amino acids. Gene Ontology annotation, cellular component: cytoplasm; neuron projection. The transcript has 5 exons. Gene Ontology annotation, biological process: neuron projection development; regulation of microtubule polymerization or depolymerization; microtubule depolymerization. Lineage: Eukaryota; Metazoa; Chordata; Aves; Strigiformes; Tytonidae.
CGCCGCUCUCGGCCAAUGGGGGCGGGGCGGGGAGGGUCACGUGCCAUUGUUUGGCGCUUUUGUGCACGGCGGGAGCGGGCGGGAGCGGAGUGUGGGGCUGGAGCGGCGGAGCGGGCAGGAAUCAAAGGGAUUUGAAAUUCUCCCAGCUUCUGGAAAUUCUCCCGGCUUCUAGAGUCGUAUUUUCUUGAUCAUGGCUACUUCUGAUAUUCAAGUGAAGGAACUGGAAAAGCGUGCUUCUGGGCAGGCAUUUGAGCUGAUACUCAGUCCCCGCUCAAAAGAAGCAGUCCCAGAAUUCCCUCUUUCUCCCCCAAAGAAGAAGGAUGUGUCAUUGGAAGAGAUUCAGAAGAAGUUGGAAGCAGCAGAAGAGAGACGCAAGUCUCAUGAAGCAGAAGUCUUGAAGCAGCUAGCUGAGAAGCGGGAGCACGAAAAAGAGGUGCUUCAGAAAGCAAUUGAAGAAAACAACAACUUCAGCAAAAUGGCAGAGGAGAAGCUGACCCACAAAAUGGAAGCUAACAAAGAAAACCGCGAGGCACAAAUGGCUGCUAAACUGGAACGCUUGAGGGAGAAGGACAAGCAUAUUGAAGAGGUUCGAAAGAACAAAGAAGGCAAAGACCCUGGUGAGGCCGAAACCGACUGACUUCAUUCUGGAAACUGACUGUCUCCCCCUCCUCUAAAUAUCCAAAGACUGUACUGGCCAGUGGUUUUAUCUUUGGUUUUGUUUUUUUUUUUUUAAGUUUCUAGAAACUGAUGUAGAACUGUAAAAUUAGAUCCAAACUGUACACUUUCUUUGGAGGCUAGAGGGGAGACCUUCCAUGUUUCACUUUUUCUAAAGUGUUGUCUUUCCAGUGUAGCUAUCUUCUUGUUGCAUCCUUUUCUACUCCAGUGCGCUUGCUACUGGGUUGAUGGCUAGUACUGUAUCAGCUCUGUAAGACGUUUGUGAAAGGAAUAUGUAGUAUACUGUUCCAUGCUGAAUAUGUUACACUUCAAAAAUCUGACUGUCCCAGUCUGCUGAAAUACUGCUGUAACUGAGUGACUAAAUAAAGCUGCACAGUGCUGUUAUCAUGAGAA